Molecule: messenger RNA, 1011 nt
Organism: Salvia splendens (bonfire salvia)
Lineage: Eukaryota; Viridiplantae; Streptophyta; Magnoliopsida; Lamiales; Lamiaceae
Product: 28 kDa ribonucleoprotein, chloroplastic
Exons: 3
Coding region: 92-853 (253 amino acids)
Biological process (GO): chloroplast rRNA processing
Cellular component (GO): chloroplast thylakoid membrane
Molecular function (GO): mRNA binding
Source: RefSeq, a predicted model, not a curated record
AUAUCUGGUUGUGAGGUUUGUUAUCAAACGCCAACCAAUUUGUGCGAUGGUUUGAAAUUCUUAUCUUCAACAUCUCUCUCUCUCUAAGCAAAUGAGUUGCGCAACUGCUUUCCACCUGAGAUUGCUGGAAUGCUGUUGCGCAGCAACUAUUCCCAGAGCUUCCAUUUCAAAACCUCGGUGGCAAAUCCAUUUCCCUCAGCUGAAAUCCAGGAAUUCGCGUAUCAGAAUCGUGCCAUUAGUCGCUGGGACCUCCGAUUGGGAUGAAGGCCUAGCUGCUGCUACCGCCGUCGAAUCGGAAAAUGAGGAGGAGGCCAAGCUCUUCGUCGGAAAUCUUCCUUACGACAUUGACAGUGAGAAAUUGGCCCAGCUUUUUUAUCAAGCUGGAGUCGUCGAGAUUUCUGAGGUGAUUUACAAUAGGCAAACUGAUCAAAGCCGGGGAUUUGGAUUUGUGACGAUGAGCACGGUGGAACAAGCCGAGAAAGCUGUCGAGAUGUUCAAUGGCUAUGAUAUAAACGGGAGACUAUUGACCGUGAAUAAGGCGGCUCCUAGAGGUUCUCAGGCGGAAAGGGUUGUCAGAAGAUACGACGAGCCUUCCUUCCGGAUGUAUGUUGGUAACUUGCCAUGGCAGGUGGAUAAUGCUCGCCUUGUGCAGCUCUUCAGCGAGCAUGGCAAGGUCGUUGAUGCCAGAGUGGUAUUCGACAGGGAGACGGGAAGGUCCCGUGGAUUCGGGUUUGUGACGAUGUCGAGCGAGGAGGAACUGAAUGAUGCUAUAGCUGCUCUUGAUGGACAGAAUUUGGAUGGGCGUGCAAUUAGAGUUAAUGUUGCAGAGGAGAGACCGAGACGCACCUUCUAAUCCAAAUCCACUAUUUAUUUAUGUGUAUUUUUUGUAUUACUAACAUUGCCUUUCUACAUCUUCACCUCCAAUUUUUGUUUUCAACUCUCUUCAUAUACUUGUCUAGUUACUCAAUACGGAUUGUUUUAAUAGAUGUGAUGAAUUUUUUUACGCUACUA